UAUUCUUUGUACGUAUAAAAACAAGGUUUAAUUGAUCAAAACUAAUUUAAUAAUCAAUAUAUAAUUAGAAUCACCGAGGCAUUAACGAGUUAACGUAACGUCUUGUCAGUUGUCAAACAGUUAGCAGACGAUCGAGUUCACAACAAAGGCAUGUGCACGCUAGGCGUAAGGCUAUCUGUGGGGUCUUUUAUGUUUCAAGAAAUCUUUGUUGAGUCAGGUUUCAAACUGAUUUCCUUCAAAAAAUGUGAAGAUAAAAUCUUUCCGGCACCCCUUAUCACUGCAUAUUAAGAAUUUGGUUAUCAAUGAUGGAGACCAGCACACGAGAUUUUUUUAUUGGAUUAAGUCUAGCAGUUUUGUCUUGCUUUUUUAUAGGUUCCAGUUUUAUCAUUAAAAAACUUGGAUUGCUUAGGCUUCGUGGUUCUACAUCUACUCCAGCUGCUGAUGGAGGUUUUGGAUACCUACAAGAUUGGGUUUGGUGGACAGGACUUAUCACAAUGGGAAUCGGGGAGGCCAGUAAUUUUGCAGCUUAUGCUUUUGCUCCGGCUGCCCUUGUUACUCCUCUCGGAGCUCUCUCAAUUCUUGUCUCUGCUGUAUUAGCACCAAAAUUUCUGAAUGAGAAGUUGAAUAUUCUAGGCAAGAUAGGAUGUAUGCUUUGCAUUUUGGGAUCCAGUAUUAUUGUUAUUCAUGCUCCUAAAGAAGGUGAUGUAAAUUCCAUUCAAGAGCUCAAUAAAAAAAUUUUUGAAUCAGGUUUUGCUUACUACAUAUUAGUGGUGGCGACACUCGCAAUAUAUUCCAUCAAAUUCAUCGUGCCUCGCUAUGGGAAAAAAAAUGUUGCUGUAUACAUAUUCAUUUGUUCCAGUAUAGGCUCGUUGUCAGUAAUGUGCUGUAAAGGUCUAGGCCUUUGCAUUCGUGAAAGCAUGUCAAGCCCAGAACGUUCAGCUCUUAACAAACAGUUUUUCCUAUUUCUUAUUCCGCUUGUAAUUUGCAUCGUCGUUCAGAUGAACUACCUGAAUAAGGCCUUGGAUUCCUUUAGUUCGAAUUUAGUCAAUCCUGUUCACUAUAUUUUCUUUACCAGUUUUGUUAUCUUAGCUUCAUCAAUUUUGUUUCAAGAAUGGCACCAUAUUGCGGGUGUCGAUGUGUUUGCUACAUUAAUUGGUCUCACCGUCGUCAUCAUUGCAUUGUUCCUAAUAAGUUCUUUUAACGAUUCACAAAUUACUCUAUCGGAGAUAUAUUCUUCUUCUUCGAGAAAAUAUCUGAAUUAAGGUAUUAAGCUUUUGAAUACGCCAAUCAAAUUAUCAUGAAGGUACUAUAUUUUAUUUGUAAUAGUAUUAACUUCUAUAAACUAUGUGAAUGAGAAAGUUUCUACACUCUGCUUAAGCCUAAUUGUGAAAAAUAUAUUGAUUGUUACAUAAUGAUGCAUGCAUCCUAUUGAAAUACAGCAUUCGAAGCACAAA
Molecule: messenger RNA, 1454 nt
Organism: Daphnia pulex (common water flea)
Lineage: Eukaryota; Metazoa; Arthropoda; Branchiopoda; Diplostraca; Daphniidae
Gene: spict
Product: magnesium transporter NIPA3-like
Exons: 10
Coding region: 303-1262 (319 amino acids)
Biological process (GO): magnesium ion transport
Cellular component (GO): membrane
Molecular function (GO): magnesium ion transmembrane transporter activity
Source: RefSeq, a predicted model, not a curated record